AUGUUGUCGAUUGUGGAAUCCUUCCAAAAGCCGGCUAGCGUAGCGAUCCCAGUUAAUGAUAGUUUUGGGACCUCGCACUCUGGACUUCGCGGUUUUCUCUUCUCUCUGGAUAAACGAGAGUCUUCCCCGGAGAAAGUGAUGGUCCGAUCCCGUAUAAAACUUUGGUACAACUGCGACAUCCGUCGGACAAAAUCUUUUACUGACGAUAAUGUGGUCAAUUUCAUUACGGUACCCUCCACCGGGUCACUCCAACGUCCUGCGGAGGAAGGAGGGCUUCUGGAAUUACGAGCUCCUAUGGAUGGUCUCAGUCGUUGUGAUGAACGCGGAAAGCCUCUCUCACUCUCUGCUCAUUCUAAUGAAGGCGGCGGGUUCCAAUGUGAAGUUUUCAGGCGUUCUUCUGGGGCCAGUUUUGGCAUUAAAAUCAAUAAUUAUGACCUUGUGAAAGUAUGA
Molecule: messenger RNA, 450 nt
Organism: Necator americanus (New World hookworm)
Lineage: Eukaryota; Metazoa; Nematoda; Chromadorea; Rhabditida; Ancylostomatidae
Exons: 1
Coding region: 1-450 (149 amino acids)
Source: RefSeq, a predicted model, not a curated record